Molecule: messenger RNA, 1407 nt
Organism: Serendipita indica DSM 11827
Lineage: Eukaryota; Fungi; Basidiomycota; Agaricomycetes; Sebacinales; Serendipitaceae
Source: the annotation of a GenBank genome assembly
AUGUCGUUGAACGCUGUCCUCUCGCCAGCACUGAGAGAAAUCCGUCUACUCUUUUGUCAAACUGGAACAGCUUCUGCUGGUACAAGAGCAAAUGCGCUAAAACGAGACUGGUUGAGCAGGCACUUUGUUCUUUCCGCAUAUCCACUCAUCAAGAAGAAUAAUCCUGAUCUCCCUGUGCUCAUUCGAGAAGCCCAAGGAACGCCAGCUCGUGCCUUUGCCCGCUUUGAACGAGGAGUAGAGCGUCACGUCGAGCUUGAAGGUCUUUCUGCAGAACAAGUCGAGCAAAAGGUCACCGACCUGCUCACGAAACCACCUUCAUUGCCCACUACGCCCCCUGGGUUGCCCACUCACCUCGGACUCCAGCUCGGCCCUCAUGUUCUCCUCCCCGUCCGCUUUGAUCAGCAAAUGAGUUUGGUCAAGGUCCUCGAUGACAAAUCUAUCCUCGUCCCUCCGCCUCUCGUUCAUUUGCAACAGAAUUUGCUUGACGGCUGCAUCGCUGUGAUUGCUCACCAAGUGAUCAAGACGCCCUUGACGGCUUUCAUGACCGCAGUGAUGGUCAAGUCUAAACGAUCCAAGUUCGCCGCACCCACCGCACCAUCAAAAGAUAAAGAUUAUCCGAGGUUUCGUCGUGUCGAUUGGAAGCAUUUCCUGGCUGCGAGCGAUUCCCGGACGAAGCUGGAGCUAAAUGAGCCGCCUCUGAGCAUGUGCGUCAGGCUGUUCACGCUUAUAAAACCCUCUACCCACUCCAAGCGAUGGAUUAGCAACGUCCCAUCGACAAUGCCACUCCACCUCCGCAAGGCCACACUCGCAGACGAAGGAGCCGUGUCGCGCAUCUGUUUGUUGAGGCGACGCUGGCAAGUCUGCCGAACAUCUCUUCAAAAACCAGAAAUGCCAGGUCUCGUCUACGCCGUCCCAUACCUCCAUCUCGACAGCGCAUGGCGCUACGUCCUCGUCGAGACCGACGAUGCCGGCGUGGAAAAGGAUGUCGUCGGCUACGUCGUCGGCUCAUCCAACUGCCGUGCAUUCGAAGCGGAUGCAGAGAAGAAUUGGUACACCCUUCGCCCACGCUACCCUAAGCCCGAAGAUGCAGACCGCGACGCCUACACGGGCGCAGAGCUGUAUUAUCUGGAUUUCAUUGCUAACCCAGCUUUGACGGGUCAAGAAGUUCUCGAUGUUUACCCGGCUUUCUUCAUAUCAAUAUCCUCCCACCACACCAGGAAAGGGUGGGGCACCAAGAUGAUUCGACAGGCGGCGCUGCAGGUCCAGGCAGACGGUGAAAAGGGUUGUGGGAACGACAACGGUCGUCAGUUUUACAAGGCAAUCGUUCGAGAAGAUGGGGAGAGCAAGGAAGGCGAAUAUUAUGGGCUGGACAUCAAGAAGUUCCUGGACAGUGGACGAGGAGCAUAG